GCAGGCUCCUCUCUCUCUCUUUCUCUCUCUCUCUCCUGAAGAUCUUCGGGAGCGGCUCUUUUUCCGGCGCAGACGCUCCUUCGUUUCCGCUCUUUUUGGGUCUCUCGCUGCUCCGGCUCAGAGAUGGCGGUGUCUCUCGGGGAGGUGGCGGCAGUCGGCGGCGCUAGCCGUUUGCGACGGCAGCUGGAAUCCGGGAGUUACGCGGCGGAGGAGUACGUGAAGCAACUGUCCCAGCAGUCGGACGGGGACCGGGACCUGCAAGAGCACCGGCAGCGCAUUCAGGCGCUGAGCGAGGAGACGGCGCAGAGCCUCAAGCGCAACGUCUACCAGAACUACCGGCAGUUCAUCGAGACGGCCCGCGAGAUCAGCUACCUGGAGAGCGAGAUGUACCAGCUCAGCCACAUCCUCACCGAGCAGAAGGGCAUCAUGGAGACCGUCACCCAGGCCCUCUUGCUGCAGGCCAAUGUCGGCGAGAGGGAAGACCCGGCGGGAGCCCGGCGAGCUGCAGCUGCCGCCACCGACCCUUUCCUGCCUCUCUCCAGCAAGGACGCCUCGGCCAACGAGGAAGGCCGGCAGCGGACUCUCACCACCCUCUUGGAGAAAGUGGAGGGCUGCCGGGACCUGCUCCCGGAGAGCCCUGGCAAGUACCUAGUGUACAACGGGGACCUUGUGGAGUACGAUGCUGACCACAUGGUGCAGAUCCAGAAAGUCCACGCUUUCCUUAUGAACGACUGCCUGCUGGUGGCAGCCUGGCUGCCCAACCGGCGGGGCAUGUACCGUUACGAUGCCCUCUACCCGCUCGAUGGGCUGGCGGUGGUUAACGUCAAGGACAACCCCCCCAUGAAGGAUAUGUUCAAGCUGCUGAUGUUCCCCGAGAGUCGCAUCUUCCAAGCUGAGAAUGCCAAGAUCAAGAAAGAGUGGUUGGAAGUGCUGGAGGAGGCAAAAAGAAACCGAGUUCUCAGCGAGAAACGGAGGCUGGAGCAGGAGGUCCCAACGCGGGCUCUCUCAAUGCCUGCUGAGACUACUAAUCCGUUUGAAGUAGACGAGGAGGAAGAGGAGGUGGAGGAGGAAGAGAAGGCAACGCCGGAAGAAGAAAUGGUGGAUCUGUCUUUAGAAUGGAUUCAGGAGCUGCCAGAAGACUUGGAUGUCUGCAUUGCUCAGAGAGACUUUGAAGGGGCGGUUGAUUUGUUAGAUAAGCUGAAGGAAUAUCUGAGUGACAAACCUGUGACCCAGAUGGUUAGAGAGUUGCGAGCUAAGGUGGAUGAAAGAGUCCGACAGCUCACUGAGGUCCUUGUGUUUGAAUUGUCUCCGGAUAGGUCUCUCCGAGGAGGACCCAGAGCUACCCGGCGAGCUGUUUCUCAGCUCAUUCGCUUGGGCCAGUCAACUAAGGCAUGUGAACUUUUCUUGAAAAAUAGGGAAGCUGCUGUUCACACAGCCAUCCGACAGUUGCGCAUUGAGGGCGCCACGUUGCUGUAUAUUCACAAACUUUGUCACGUCUUCUUUACCAGCCUAUUAGAGACUGCAAGAGAGUUUGAGACAGACUUUGCUGGAAACAGUGGGUGUUACUCAGCUUUUGUGGUCUGGGCCCGGUCUACCAUGCGGAUGUUUGUAGAUGCAUUUAGCAAACAGGUGUUUGAUAGCAAGGAGAGUUUAUCUACUGCGGCUGAGUGUGUAAAGGUGGCAAAGGAACAUUGUAAGCAACUUGGCGAUAUUGGUCUGGAUUUGACCUUCAUUAUUCAUGCCCUACUAGUAAAGGAUAUCAAAGGGGCUCUGCAGAGCUACAAAGACAUCAUAAUUGAGGCCACAAAACAUCGCAACUCUGAAGAAAUGUGGAGGAGAAUGAACCUGAUGACCCCUGAAGCCUUAGGAAAGCUUAGAGAAGAAAUGAGGAGCUGUGGUGUGACCAAUUUUGACCAGUACACUGGAGAUGACUGUUGGGUGAAUCUUAGCUACACUGUUGUGGCUUUCACGAAACAGACCAUGGCUUUCUUGGAGGACGCUCUCAAGUUGUAUUUCCCUGAGCUGCAUAUGGUUCUGCUAGAAAGUCUGAUGGAGAUAAUCCUUGUGGCCAUCCAACAUGUUGAUUACAGUUUACGGUGUGAACAAGAUCCCGAGAAGAAAGCAUUCAUCAGGCAAAAUGCAUCUUUCCUUUAUGAAACUGUCCUUCCUGUUGUGGAAAAAAGAUUUGAGGAAGGUGUUGGAAAGCCUGCUAAGCAGUUGCAGGAUCUGAGGAAUGUUUCCCGACUAAUGCGUAUUAAUCCUGAAAGUACUACCUCAGUGGUGUGAAAUGUAAUGCCUCAGUAGUUUUCAUAUAGAGAUUGUAUAUACUUGUGUACAUACAUAAAGAUAUCUAUGUACA
This is a messenger RNA of Pantherophis guttatus, 2359 nucleotides long. RefSeq names its product exocyst complex component 8 (gene EXOC8). Gene Ontology annotation, biological process: Golgi to plasma membrane transport; exocytosis; intracellular protein localization. Gene Ontology annotation, cellular component: exocyst. Lineage: Eukaryota; Metazoa; Chordata; Lepidosauria; Squamata; Colubridae. The record is from RefSeq and is a predicted model, not a curated record.